This is a messenger RNA of Quercus robur (English oak), 3368 nucleotides long. Its product is annotated as putative receptor-like protein kinase At3g47110. Gene Ontology annotation, molecular function: protein binding; protein kinase activity; ATP binding. Lineage: Eukaryota; Viridiplantae; Streptophyta; Magnoliopsida; Fagales; Fagaceae. Gene Ontology annotation, biological process: protein phosphorylation. The record is from RefSeq and is a predicted model, not a curated record. Bases 197 to 3118 code for a protein of 973 amino acids. The transcript is spliced from 3 exons.
ACUAUAAAUUAUAUAGCAAUGAAUUUUUUUAUAUAAAAAAUUAUAGAAUUAAUAAAUAGUAAAUAGAAAGUAAUAAUAGAAAUAUUAUCUAUUUAUUUAUUUUGAGAAAAUUGUAAGUUUGUUCUCUAUAUAUUCGCGUGAGAGUUCCUGCCUAUGUCAGUAUCUCUUUCUGAAGAAGCUAAUUUCUUCCUACAAGAUGGAUCAUCUGCUUAUGAAUACACGACCACUCUUCUCACUAACCUACCAUGCCAUCUUUCUUCUGUUCCUCUCUUUAUCCAUCUCAAAAUUUUCCUUAGCUACCACACUUUCAAACGAAACUGAUAAACUUACACUGCUCGAAUUCAAGUCCCACAUAGAUAGCCCUCUUAAUGUCCUGGCUUCUUGGAAUGACUCUUUCCAUUUCUGCCAAUGGGUUGGGGUCACUUGUGGCAACAAACACCAAAGAGUCAUCGGUUUGGACCUAAAGAACAAUAAGUUGGUAGGCACCAUAUCACCCCACAUUGGAAAUCUUUCUUUCCUUCGAUCCCUCAACCUUGCAACUAACUCUUUCCGUGGUGGAAUUCCUUCAGAAGUUGGUUACUUAACCAGGCUUCGAAAUUUGAACCUGAGUCAUAAUCCAAUAUUGGGAGGGGAAAUUCCAGUCAAUCUUUCUCACUGUUCCAACCUACAGUAUCUUGAUCUCCAGUACAACGAUUUAGUACAAGGAAUCCCUUCAGAACUUGGCUUUUUGUCAAAACUUCAGAUACUGAUUCUUUACAACAAUCGUCUAAGUGGACGGUUCCCACCUUCUCUGGGGAACUUGUCCUCUCUCCAAAAGCUUACGUUUUCAUAUAACAAUUUGGAGGGAGAAAUCCCAAAUACAGUAGCCCAAAUGAAAAGCUUGACAUCUUUUAAAGUAUCAGUUAAUCAUCUUUCUGGGGUGUUUCCACCUUCCCUCUACAAUUUAUCAUUGCUCACACGUAUUGCCUUGACUGAUAACAACUUCACUGGUAACCUCAACCCCAACUUGGGCAUUGCUCUUCAAAAUCUGCAGAUACUUUAUAUAGGAGGUAACCAAUUUACAGGAACAAUUCCAGUUUCAUUGUCCAAUGUGUCAGACAUUAAAGCGCUUGAAAUCUCAAAAAAUCAAUUUACAGGAACCAUUCCUAUGAGUUUUGGUAAUCUACUAAAUCUUCAAUGGUUUGGUGCUUAUUCUAAUCUUCUUGGAAAUAACUCAAUUGAUGAUUUGAGUUUUCUGAGUUCUUUGAACAAUUGCAGCCAGUUAAACUAUCUGGAUGUCGACUACAACCAGCUUGGAGGGAAUAUUCCAUCUUCAAUUGGAAAGCUCACAAACUUGAACUGGUUGUACUUGGAUGAAAACAAAUUGACUGGGGUGAUCCCGUCUUCCAUUGGCAACAUGACUCGAUUACUAAAUCUCUACUUGGGGAAUAACAACUUAGAAGGGAGCAUACCCACUAGUCUUGGAAGGUGUAGCCACCUGCAAGAGGUAUACCUUGCCCAUAAUAAAUUAAAUAGCACCAUACCCGAGCAACUUUUUGGCCUUCCUCUAGUCAAAUUUGACGUGUCUCAUAACUCCUUGACCGGUUUUUUACCACCAGAUUUUGGAAACCUGAAAUUUCUUGUUUUACUAGACGUUUCAUACAACAAAUUUUCCAAAGAGAUUCCAGCCCAGCUAGGGGAGUGUUUGGCCUUAGUAACACUUUAUAUGCAAGGCAACUCCUUUGAAGGAACCAUUCCCGUCCUAAGUAAGUUAAAAGGUAUUCAAUAUCUUGAUCUUUCCCACAACAACUUGUCCGGCCAAAUCACAAUCUAUAUGGCUAAUUUUCCCGUGUUGCAAACUUUAAACCUGUCUUUCAACAAUCUUGAGGGAGAUGUACCUGUAGAAGGGGUCUUCAGAAAUGCUAGUGCAGUUGAAGUUGAAGGCAACACUGGUCUUUGUGGGGGGAUCCGAGAGCUGCAUUUGCCUACAUGCCCCAUUCAAAGAUCCAAGAAACACAAAAAGCAUUUUGCUUUUAAAUUGAUACUGGCAAUAAGCAUUGCAGCUGCUUUCUGCUUGACAUUGUUUUCUUUGAUGGCUCUUUCCUGGUUGAAAAAGUCAAAGAAAAAAAGCCUUUCCAUUUCCACCUUUGGACCCUCCUACCAAAAGAUCUCGUAUAAAGAAUUACUCGAUGCAACUGAUGGAUUCUCUUUGGAGAAUUUGAUUGGUUCAGGUAAUUUUGGUAGUGUCUAUAAAGGAAAACUUGGUCCAGAUGAAACACAUGUUGCAGUCAAGGUACUCAAUCUUCAAAAGCAAGGAGCUUCCAAGAGUUUCAUUGCCGAAUGUGAAGCCUUGAGGAACAUCCGGCAUCGAAACCUCGUUAAGAUUCUGACUGCUUGUUCGAGUAUUGAUUUUAAGGGCAAUGAUUUUAAAGCUUUAGUAUAUGAGUUCAUGCCAAAUGGAAGCUUGGAGAUGCAGUUACAUCCUGAAGAUGGGCUCAAGCAAUUGAGAAGUUUAAAUCUUCUUCAAAGAAUCAACAUUGCUAUAGACGUGGCUUCGGCUUUGCUUUAUCUUCAUCAUCACUGCCAAACCCCUAUUAUUCAUUGUGAUCUAAAGCCAAGCAAUAUUCUUCUCGAUGAUGAUAUGAUUGCUCAUAUAAGUGAUUUUGGUUUGGCUAGACUCCUUUCGAAAUCUGGGAAGGAAGCUUUUCUUAAUCAAUUAAGCUCAGUAGGGAUUAAGGGAACUGUUGGAUAUGCUGCUCCAGAAUAUGGAAUGGGUAGUCAACUUUCAACUAAUGGGGAUGUCUACAGCUUUGGGAUUCUCUUAUUGGAGAUGUUAACUGGAAGAAGACCCACUGAUAAACUAUUCAAAGAUGACCUGAACCUUCACAACUUUGUUAAGUUGGCAUUGCCGGGACGAGUGAUGGAGAUUGUGGACCAUUCAAUUUUCAACAAAGCAGGAGAAAAUGAUAACAUGGAUUCAAGUUGGAGUGACUGGACAAGUGGACAAAUUGAAUGCUUGAUAUCGGUCUUUCAGAUUGGACUUGCAUGUUCAGCACAAUCUCCUUUAGACAGAAUGGACAUGAACAGAGUAGCCCUGGAAUUGUUUUCAAUUAAAAGGCAAAUUCCUUUGGAAGCUUAACGUUACAGGCAAAGCCAAAGAUUAGGUAUCCACAGUAGUUAAUUAGGUUUUUAUAUUUAUUUAGUUAUUCUAUAGUCAAGGGUAUUUUAGUAAUUAUAUAAUUGUUGGGUAUGGGCUGGGUUUUCUUCUAUUAAUAAGUAAGUCUUAUUUAAUUUAUGGGUUCAUAUGUAUGGUUUUUUGUUUAAUUCAAUUAGUAAGUUGUCAUGUACGGAUAAUAUUGUAAUGUUUUAUAUAAGAUGGUUUUGAAGAA